Molecule: messenger RNA, 6327 nt
Organism: Neospora caninum
Lineage: Eukaryota; Apicomplexa; Conoidasida; Eucoccidiorida; Sarcocystidae
Product: putative protamine P1 protein
Exons: 5
Coding region: 1-6327 (2108 amino acids)
Molecular function (GO): zinc ion binding
Source: RefSeq, a predicted model, not a curated record
AUGCCUCCGAUAGGCGAAGACGGAGAGAGAAACACCAGAGACACGCGAACAAGGCGCAGCGGCGAGAGGCGAGAGCACAGGAAAAGAGAAGACGAGAAGAGAGCAGGAAGCGAGAAGAGGAGGACGAGUGGAGAGGCAGAAGAGAAGAGAGGAAGAACGGCGAACGCGAUGGAGAUGGCAUCUUGGGCGACAGAGCGAAACGCGUCGACAGCGAGGCACAACGUCUGCUACGACGAGUGGAUGCAGUGCGACAAGUGUGCGAAGUGGAGACGAUGUCCGGCGGGAACUGCAGAGGCCUUCAUAUCGACUUCCUUCUCGUGCGAGAAAAGUUUCUGGGAGCCUGUGGAGCGCCGCUCGUGCGCCACCAGAGAGGAAGCGUGGCGAGGCCGCGUCGUGACUCUCCACGACACUGGCGGUGAAGAGCGGCGCUGGAACAGACUGAGGCGCUCGGCAAAGGCAGACGCGAACGACGCCAAAGCGGGAAGCUCGGCCCUUCAACCUCCACCUUCGGUCCGUCUGCCUUCUGCUCCUGCGGCAUUCACUGCAACGCCGUGUCUUCUGCCUCACGGCGCAUGCGAUGCGAAGCUCGUCCCCGGCGGUCCCCACGGUGUCUCUGCACCGGCGACUCUCCACGCUGUCGCCCGACCCCCAGCCGUUCAGGCCCAGGGCGCUGUCUUUGCAUGCAGAGGCGAGGGCAAAGCCGGCGUCUCCCAGGACGUUCUGAGCCAGACUGCUCCCGUUUCUGCAGAUGCCGAGAGGUUCGUCUCGGCGCCGCGGUUUGCCCGCGGAUCGACAGACGCUGAAGCCGCGCUAGGCGGCCUCGCGGACCGCCAGGACCUCGGCCGGGCGUUUUCCGGGCCGGAAGCUACUCGCGAGUUGCUCACCUCGUUUCUGGAAAAAUUCAACGACUUGUGGCUCCAUAGAGGCGAGCCCGAGUUGCACGGGACGCCGUGGCCUUCCUUCAAUGGUUUAGACUCCACCCGCGCCUCGUCGUCCCCGCUGUUCUCGCCGCUCACGUCCUCCGCUCAAGGCUCGCCCGCCUCCGCUUCGGUCUCGAAGCCCUCACGAGGCUCGGACCGCGAGAAGUGGCGCCUGCCAAGCCCAGACGAAGUGGACGAAAGGCAGCGUCGGGCACUCUUGGAGUUUCUCCGGGAUCGCAUGCAGACCGAUAAAAGCUCCGAGGCGCUGUGGGUGGGCCCUGUCUCUUCGCCGGUGUCUCCGUCGGCCGCUUUAGCUUCCCCUGCGCGGCUGCGUCCCGGGCGUCUCCUGGGCCUCGCCCAGGAGACGCCCGAAGGGGUCGAGUCCGCCGUCGCCUCGAAGCCGGGGAAGGACCGAGAAGUCGCGAGUGAACGCGACGCAACGGAGCAGCAGGCAGCCUACCCGCGUCUCCCGGCGCUCUCGAGACAGUGCAGAAUUGACCGAGAAACAGGCCUAGACAGCGAGGCAGCUGAGCUGUGGUGGAAGCGAGCAUGCAUGCGCGAGCGCUCGAAGGCAGACGCGUGCCGUCGACCGCUUGGACCGCACGUGGAGAUGGCCCGCGCGACUGCGGGCGGCGCCGCAAAGUUGGAGACAGGCUCAGGCGACGCAGGCUGCAGCGCUCCAGGCCUGUCGAGGUCGCCCGUGACGGCUUCGGUCGCGCGCUCGGCCCUCGGCGCGUCUUGGAAUUUUUCUUUUUCUCGCGCCCCCGAUCCCUGGCGGCAGUCGCUGCAGGCGUCGAGUCAGCCCUCUCGAGAGGCACGUCCCUCAGGGGCCCAGUGGAAGAGGAGUCGGCAGCCAGCGAGUCGUCUCAGUGCGUCCGCCUGGGCACCGGGAUCAUGUCUCCCUCCCGCUGUUCCUGUCUCUCGCCAGGUGUCGCCGUCUGUCCCUUUGUCUCCGCCGGCGCCGUCUUCACUCGCUUCCGCCGCCGCCUUGGGCCCGCCGUGGAGCAGCGACAGAGACAGGGAGUUGCUGGCUUACCUGGCUUUGCUCCACGGCGAACAAAGAGAGAAAGGAGAACACUGCGAGAGAGCGCCAGGGAAGGACCGCAUCCAAAGGCUGUCAUCGACUUGCUCUUUCUCUUGCCUCCCUUCUCAAGGCAGCGGGCGAGGGCGAGACGAGCGCAGAGAACACGACAGGUCGAAGGCACGUUCUGUGCAGGAGACCACGCCGAUGGUUUUCGACUCUCGGCCCGAAGCCAGGCUGGGAAAUGUUCCAACCCAAAGGCAGAGGCUCGACUGCGAACAGAGACUCGCCAGCGAGGCCAGCGGGGGAGGCGCCCCGCAAGUCAAGCAGUCGGACGAAAGCGUCGGGCGCGAGAGAGACACGCCCGAAGGCGACUUCCCGAGUUCCGCCUCGCCCGCCCCUUCGUCGCCCUUCGUCCUCGCGGCGUCUCCUGUGUCUCCUCUGGCGCCGAAGAUCGCGGCGCUGCUUCGCAUGCGGAUCAUCCAGCAGAUGGUCUUGCCCUCGGAUUCGCCGAAUUGUUGCUCGAUCACCUCCCGCUUCAAGGCGUCGAACCACUCGAGCAUGAUCCACGACGUGUACCGCGUGGGAAAGUACCAACGAGCCAUCGACGUCGUUUGCGCAGAGCGGCGGGCGAGAGCCGCGAGGCGGCGCAACCACCCAGAUUUGGAGACCGCGCAAAAGGCCUCAGACGCGGAAAACGGGGGAGACGAAAUAGAGGCAGAAACAACGGAGCGACAGAUGCGCACAAAGAGAGGGAGGCGUUUGGCGGCUGCCUCGGGAGUCGAGGCAGGGGGUGCGCAGGAGGCGAGAGCGAGAAGGAAGGCGGAGGAGCAGGAACUGGCGGCUGAACCCGAUCCGGAGAAAUCCCGCCCUGCUGCUGUUUCAGGAGGCAGCAGAGGGCUACCUCGCUCCGAAGAGCCCGACGCGCGCAAAGCAGCAGAGAAACGAGAAGAAAAGGUAAAAGAGGACAAAGAGAAAGAAGUUGACAAAGAGGAAGAAGAGGACAAAGAGGAAGAAGAGGAAGAACACCAAGGGCCGGAUGUCCUGGAAAUUGGGACGGGGCCGUACGCACUUUUAGCAGUGAACGCCGCACGCGCCGGUGCCAGACGGGUGGUUGCCUUGGAAGCAGAUCGGCACAGUGCCUCGUCCGCCGCGCAUUUCGUCCAGCUUUUUGGCUUCGAAAAACAAGUUUCUGUCUUGCAUGCUUACAGCAGCGAUGUGACGCGUGCGCAGCUAGCCGCGCAAUUCGCAGCGCUGCCUCUGCCGUCUCGCCGCCAGAGAGACGCGGGAGAAGGUGGAGACGGCGAGGCGCAGAGAGGCCUUGCGGGAGACCCGGGGCGAAGCAGAGAAGAGGAGAAGGAAGUCGCGAGAACCGAAGGGACGGACGAAUGCCGAGAAGGCGACGCCCUGCGCGUGGACCAGGCGACCAGGCGGCAGAGGCAUGACCGGAAGAACGAACUGAAGGGAGAGCGGAGAGAUGAAGGUUCACGGCCUUCUUUGCGUGGAAGGCGCACCGGGAAAAAAGGAAAAGAACUCCGGACGGAAAGUUCGGAUGAUGGUUGUACGGAGCCGAGUGCCAAGCGGAUCAAGCGUGCGGCUGCCUCUCCCUCUGCUUCCGAGCCGUCCGCCGUAGCCUGCGCUUCUUCUUCUUCAUCUUCUUCUUUUCCGUCUUCAUCUCCGGAUCCCUUUGCGCGUCUGUUGAUUAUUCACGAGAUUAUCGGCGACUUUGCGGGAAACGAAGGCGUUGCAGAUGUCGUUCGGCUCUUGCAGAAGGAGCUGAGGCCGCACAGGCCGCGGUCCAUUCCGCUUGCAGCCAGGUCUUUCAUUCAUCCGUGCAUGUUUCCGCCUUCGACGAGCUUUCCGUUUCCCCACUUUCUCCACCGGCAGCGUAGUCGAAUCUCACCCAGACGGCGCCUCAUCCAGGCGAUUGGCCUACAACAGUUCGCCCUACUUCUCGCCACAGGCGCCGCGGAAAUCACCGUUUUGUACGGGUCGCCCUACACCGGGCCUGUGGACAGGGAUAAAAGAGGCGCAAAGACAAAAGCCGCCGACCGGGGCAGCGGAGAUCGCGACCGCCAGAAGAACGGCGAGAAGCGCGGCGAGAAGCGCGGCGAGAAGGUGCAAAGGGAGGUGGAGGAACGCGAGGAUGGAGCAGCGGACGCGAAGCAUGCAAAGAGAGAAAGGCGCGAAGUUCCGUGCGAGCAGGAUCCAGAAGAAAGGGGAGAGAACGCGCCAGGGCGAGACGUCAAUGCGGUGUCCAGACGCGACGGAGACGCAGCGGUGGCCUCGAUCGAGGCGACAGGAGCCCAGGGAGACGAGAAAACAAAGGCAGGGCAACCCAGAGACGAGACGUCGGGCGGCGAGGCGAGGCGGACCGUGAUUACCGAGGAAGAGGAACGGUCCCGCAUCGUCGAGGAGAGAAUGACAGUAGCAGGCGCGCGGCCAGGUGAAGUGUGCGGCAGCAGUUCGGCGCCUCUUCUCUCUCCAGUUUUUGAAGAAUUACUUCUGGAAGAAGAUAUGGAAUGUCAGAUGCAACAGCGGAGACUCCUGCGUUUCGUCGUCGAGAAGCGGGGCGCGAUGGCGGGACUUGUGGUCACGAACGAAGUGGAGUUAGUGAAGGGACUGUGCGUGGGAACGGCGGAGUGCGUGACGAGCGGGCCGUCUCCGCACGCGUUUCCGGACGAGCACGCCUCAGUUUGGUACAAGGCGUUUGUCUUGAUGCCCGACGAGGUGUCUGUGGACGUCGGGGACCAAAUUCUCGUCGACGCGGCGAUUGACCUGCAGAACUACCAGAAAGAGGAGACCGCGGGGGCGAAGCGCGCCGAGGAAGGAGACGGCUCGGGUGGCGACAACGGGGCUGCGCGACGACGCGGAAGAAAGCGAAAGAGGAGAGGGCGCCCGAUCUGCUUGAGGCGCGGCGAGCGGAACGGUUCGCAGGAGUCGCGUCGUCAGGCAGGCGCGGACGUGAACGCCGAGGAGGACGGAGAAGAGGACGGAGAUGGGGAAGCCGACGGGGAAGAAGACCGGGAAGUAGACGGGGCAGAAGAGAGAGAAAGGAAGAAGCGCGACGAGAGGAAGGGGCCAGAGACCGACGAGAAAGAGAGGAAACGGGGGCGGAGCGGGAGGUGCGCAACUCGCAGAAAUCGCAGCGGUUCCGCGUCGUGGACAACUGCGUCUCCUCCCGAUGCUUCGCCCCGUCGCUCGCCUUCCGCGGGUUCGGCGAAGCGUUCUCGUCGGUUGAAGUCGGCGUCGACUUCGCUGAGGCCGGGAAAGGAAGAGAAGGGAGGGAAGGAAGCAUCGCAAGAAGAACGAGAGACGGAAGCGAGAGGCGUCCGAACGCGGCGCCAGCUGAAGAUCCGAGAAACAAAAGACAACUCACCAAAGGACCGGGGAUGCAGAUAUCGACGUCGCACGCGAUCACGCACUGCCGAAAAGCAAGAAGACAGGGACGAGGAGGAAGGAGGCGAUGAGGACCGAGCAGAAGAGGAAGAAAGGGACGAGGGCCGUGGAGAGAAACGGCAGCAGGCGGGGAAGAGAGCGCAACUACGCGUGAAAGAUGCAGCGAAGGGGCGGGAGCUCGGGAGACGAGCGAGGGAGAGCGCAACGCGCAGAGGAUCCCGCUCCUCGCCUCAGGGGCCACAGACACCGGACCAGAACGAGGAAGAGCACGGGGAAGAAGAGUGUGCGAGACACGGGGAUGGGAGGAGGCCACGGAGGGGUGCUUCUGUGGAGAGCGCGCGAGGGGCGGUGAAGCACGAAAACGCGGAAGAGACGACCGACUCCGGUGUCUCCCCGAGACCCGCCGCAGCGCGACCUUCGCUGGGAGGCCCGAGAGUCUCGCGUGCGUCUGCGCAGCAAAGUGCCUGUCUAAAAUCGCCUGCUUCAUCUUCUUCGCCUUUGUCGUCUCCGCCUUUGUCUUCUUCGUCUUCUUCAUCUGCGCCUUCCCUUCGCGCCUCUCUCGAGUCCUCCUCUUUUGUCGAGGCGCCAGGGGACAGGCCAGAGGCAGCGCUCAAAGCAGAGAGAGAAGACCGCUUGGAAGCGCCGCCGUUUUCAGGAAACUCGCAGCGUGGGGACACACACGCUGGAGGUGAAAGUCCGCAGCCUUCCCCGGCGGGGCAGCGUCUUCCCGCGCGCCUGUACUCGCGGCCGUCUUACAAGUUCGACAUUUCCGUUUUCCGCAAGCAGGAUUUCGCUUCGCUCCCCGUGGGCGUGUCUCUCGCCUCGCUCUCGUCCGCAGCCUUGCAGGAGCUGUCUCCGUCGUACUUUGCGUCUGUUGAUGUGCCGUUCGAAGAGCAGGUUCCCCACGCCCCGCCCUCGGAGAAGGCCCAGCAGGGGAAGGGCCGAAAGCGCGGUCCUGGCCCCACGGACGGAGAGACGAAGCCGUGA